ACAGACUCGUUCCGCUAUAUAGUUUCUGCAAAGACCGUGAGAAUGAACGGUCAGUUUGCAGGUUCUUGCCUGCGCCGUGUUUAGACGACCGUAUGUACGUUGAACCGCCCGCUUUCUAUCCUUGUCAUUCGUUACGCGCCGAAGAAGGAUAGAAGAAAAAUUUCCACAAGAAAUACCGCCCUUCGGGGAAAGUACGCAGGCUGCCGCACGGUUCGGCCAAUCAUCGGUCGCGUCGUCAUCGGCGGCUCCCCCUCUGCGCAUGCGCGCGCAGCGUCGUCACGACCCGACAGCCGCGAAUCGCGGCGCAUCUCGCUCGUUUCCCGCUCAUUCGUGCCACAGCGUAGCUAGGGUUCGGAUGUGCUUGCGUAGCUCGUAAAGUGAAGGGCAAAGAGAGACGUUAGGAGUAGGGUUGUGCGAGUAGAUAGGAUAGAUUUUCUAGAUGUUUCGCGGUUUUCGCUUCGUGGAUCCCUUGUGUUCCGUGGACUCGAGCGAGAUGCCGAAAAGAUCAGGCAACAAUAGAUGGGGCGGCCGACGUAACCGAGGAAACGAGAACAACGGGUAUUUUGAUACCAUUUGGUAAUAAGUAUGAGAAGGAAAAUAUUAUUCCAGUUUCUAUAUUGACGAUCAUAAGACGGCGAACGUAUUGUUGCGUUGCGAUCGCAAGGUGAAUGAUGGAUUCAAGUUACAAGUGAAGGCGAAGCCCGGAUUUCCAGUUUGUGUCACCCUGUUAUGUCUUGAUGGCUGUGUUGGAUAUUGUUGGGGAACACAUUCCGAAUCUAGAAGCAUUGAACUUAGAGGGCAACAAGUUAUAGAAUCUCGAGAGACUUGAGAUGUUGAAUAAGAAGUUCUCGAAAUUAAAGAUUCUUUAUAUUGGUGAUAAUACGAUCAAAGAUAUUCACCAACUGAAUGGUAUUAAGAAUCUCAAAUUGGAAGAAUUGAACUUGUCGGGAAACCCUGUGUGCAACAGGUAUAAAUCCCGGCAAAGUGAUUACACAACUGACGUUCGAAAGAGAUUCCCCAGGUUGCUACGAUUGGAUGGCAUAGAAUUACCGCGUCCAAUUAUUUUUUAUGUUAUCAACAUAACUGCCAGGAUACCUCCAUCGCAAAGAAUGUCGGAUCCUAAAAUUCAAGAGAUAGCGAGCUAGUUUUUGCAACAAUACUUCACGAUAUUUGAUAGCGAUAAUCAACCUUUACUCGAUGCAUACGCCGAAAAUGCAUGCUUAAGCCUGACGAUAACCAAUUUCCAUAACAAUAAUCACAAGUUAAAUGGGUAUUUCACGGAGAAUAGAAACUUAUUUAGAACAAAUGAUUCAAAUAGAAGACAGAAGUUAUUAAAACAGGGUAGAUUGCCUGUAGUUUCGUUUAUAUCGGAAAUGCCAAAGACCAGGCAUUUAUUGAAUACCUUUACCAUGGACAUCACUCUUGCAACAAAAGCAAUGAUGUUCAUUACUAUAACGGGUUACUUUCAAGAACUUGAUAAAGACGAGCCCAUUCGUCACUUUAACCGCACCUUCCUAAUUGUUCCGGAAGGUGACGGUUAUUGUAUUCGAAACGAACAGAUGCACAUUAGUCAGCCGCCUGAUGCGCAAUUGAAGCAACUGCAUCAGCAACUGAAUCAGCUCAGAAGUCAACCGCAACCGCAGACGGUGCCGUUGGAAACUUCAGAAGUAGCGAAACCGGUGACGUUAAAUCAGCAUACAAAUAUGAAUCUGGAAUGGAGCUUAAAGUGCUUACAAGAGACUCAGUGGAAUUAUGAUAAUGCACUCUCUGCUUUUCACGAGUUCUUUAAACGUGGGCAGAUACCGUCAGAAGCGUUUACGAAGUAAACGCCAUAUAUUGAGUAAGAAAACUUGCCAUUGUGAUAAUAGCGUAAGAAAAAUCAGAGUGCAGGAGCUUCUUGUAUAACUGCGAUCUCCAUUCCAUUCCGUCGUAUACUUUUUUUUAUAAGUAUACUUAUUUUGUAUCUUGUAUCAAAACUUGAGCAGAAAGCAUUUGGUUAUUUGUUACUUUCGAUUAAUGUCUUUCUGGCAACAAAAGAUAAUUAUUAAUUUUUUUUUGAGGAAAGGGUAAAUACUAGAAAAAGCAAUAGAUUAGGUAUAUUAAUAGAGUUCCUUUAAAAACUGUUUCAAACAUGUGGCCAAUUUUUUUUAAAGGUGCAAUUUGAAAAUUUGGAAAUUUGGCCUUCUCUAUGAGGAAGCCAAAAACACGUAUGCGAAGAGGAGUAGAAAUUUGGAUAUGGCUUUCUCAUAGAGAAGGCGUUGUGUGCAAAUAAAAAUUCUGGAUUAGACAACUUCCAUAAUGCACCUAAACUCACAAAUCCUCUUCUAUGACGGUGCCCAAAUUUUUAAUAAUCACUUGCCCUCAUGAUGACGAAGUAAUGUACAAAUUU
Molecule: messenger RNA, 2389 nt
Organism: Vollenhovia emeryi
Lineage: Eukaryota; Metazoa; Arthropoda; Insecta; Hymenoptera; Formicidae
Product: nuclear RNA export factor 1-like
Biological process (GO): poly(A)+ mRNA export from nucleus
Cellular component (GO): nucleus
Molecular function (GO): RNA binding; protein binding
Source: RefSeq, a predicted model, not a curated record